AACUGUUGCUUGACGCCACCUCUUCCAACCCCAAGCCCAAGCCACCUUAUAAUUUCUCUCUCUCUCUCUCUCUCUCUUCUCUGUUUACCCUCACUCAGAUUUUUCUCUUUCUCUCUCUUAGCCGCCACCCACCUACUCUUCCUUCUAUGGACACCGCCUCAGACAACCACAGCGCUUCCUCUUCCUCCUCUUCUUCUUCUUCGGACGUCGAUGGCACGCCGCGUGGAGCAACCUCGGCUGUCCGUCGAGCUCUACAGUUAAUCCAAUCCGACGACUCAGAUUCCAAGCUGCAAGCCGCUAAGGAAAUCCGGCGACUCACCAAAACUUCCCAGAGGUGUCGGCGGCUUCUCGCCGACGCUGUUAUUCCACUCGUUUCUAUGCUCCGAGUUGACUCACCUGAGUCCUACCACGAGUCCGCCCUCCUCGCCCUCCUUAACCUCGCCGUUAAAGACGAAAAGAAUAAGAUCAGCAUUGUGGAAGCAGGUGCCUUAGAACCAGUUAUUAGCUUCCUUGAAAGUGAGAACUUAAACCUACAAGAGUAUGCAACAGCUGCUUUGCUCACUCUCUCUGCUUCUGUCAACAACAAGCCCAUUAUAGGCGCAUCGGGUGCCAUUCCUCUGCUUGUGGAUAUCCUUAGACAUGGAAGCACACAAGCUAAGGUUGAUGCUGUAAUGGCUCUUUCCAAUCUCUCAACACACCCUGACAAUCUUAAAAUGAUUCUUGAAACCAGCCCCAUCCCUUCUAUAGUCAGUUUACUGAAAAGCUGUAAAAGGUCUUCAAAAACAGCUGAAAAAUGCUGUUCUCUGAUAGAAUCCUUGGUGGGUUUUGGUAAAGGAAGAACAGCUUUGACAGCUGAAGAAGGUGGAGUAUUAGCAGUUGUGGAAGUGCUUGAAAAUGGCACUCUCCAAGCUAGGGAGCAUGCUGUUGGGGCACUACUGGCAAUGUGUGAGAGUGACCGAUGUAAAUAUAGGGAACCGAUUCUUAGAGAAGGUGUAAUUCCUGGACUACUUGAGCUAACAGUGCAAGGAACACCCAAGUCUCAGACUAAAGCUCAAACCCUUUUGCGGUUACUGAGGGAUACUCCUUAUCCCAGAUCCGACCUUCAACCUGACACACUAGAGAACAUUGUUUGCAACAUAAUCUCUCAGAUCGAUGGCGAUGAUCAAUCUAGUAAAGCAAAGAAAAUGCUGGCUGAGAUGGUCCAAGUUAGUAUGGAGCAGAGCUUGAGACAUUUACAGCAGAGGGCUCUGGUCUGCACCCCAACUGAUUUGCCCAUUAGUAGCAGUUGUACUUCUGAAGUUUCCUUGAAAUGAUUGCUUCUGUUUUUCGGCUUUUUUCUGUUUUACAUUCCUCCCCCCUCCUCCCCUUGUGUUGUUUGUUAUAUAAAAUGUUCCUCUGUAGAAAAGAUGAAAUAACAUACAGUGAAAAAUGCCAGUCCAGGCCGUUUGUGGUGAUAUCGGUAUCGGGUGACUGGUAAAAGUGUCACUAAACUGGAAAUUAUAUGAAGUUGAAAGCAUAAAUAGUUUCCAGUUUGCUUGUAAAGAAAAUGUUGUAUGAAAUGUUAUACAGUCUUUGAAGUUUUCCCUUC
Theobroma umbraticum is the source of this 1588-nucleotide messenger RNA. Its product is annotated as ARM repeat superfamily protein. The record is from RefSeq and is a predicted model, not a curated record. Gene Ontology annotation, molecular function: protein binding. NCBI's taxonomy places the organism in Eukaryota, Viridiplantae, Streptophyta, Magnoliopsida, Malvales, Malvaceae.